AUGAACAUAUUGCUAAAUGAGACUGUCAAGGCAUUGAUCGCUUCCAACUGUAAUCAGCUAUGCCUAAUUCGGAAAAGUGAGCAUAUCAUUAAUCAGCACUCACGCCAUGGACACGAAUUGAUAACUGACGUUCGGAAUGGUCAUAUAAAACGGAUUAACGAUGAGGAUAUACAGUCACUAAUAAUCGAAAUAUUGGGCACAAAUGUGAGCACUACAUACAUUUCAUGUCCAUUAGACCCUAAGAAGACACUUGGAAUCAAACUGCCAUAUUUGGUGAUGAUUGUUAAAAACAUGAAAAAAUAUUUCACAUUUGAAGUACAGAUACUCGAUGAUAAAGGUGUUAAGAGACGUUUUCGGGCAUCUAAUUUCCAGUCUAAUACUCGAGUCAAGCCAUUCAUUUGUACAAUGCCCAUGCGAUUGGACGAAGGAUGGAACCAGAUUCAGUUCAAUUUGGCUGAUUUUACCAAACGUGCAUAUGGUACCGCUUUUGUCGAAACUCUUCGCAUACAGAUCCACGCGAAUUGUCGGAUUCGACGAAUUUACUUUGCCGACCGAUUGUACUCUGAAGAUGAGCUUCCUGCUGAAUUCAAACUAUAUCUACCGAUCAAAAGUGGCACCCAAGGAGCUGGCUCUUCACCAACAAGUGAUGAAGAGCCCGCUGUUGCAACGGCAAGUCAGAGAGGUGUACUACAGCGUUUUUAUAACUAUGACAGAAGACAAGAAGCGCAAGUACAUGAACAAUAUCUAAGAAACGAUAUUGGUUGUGGACUGGAAUCAUGUAGAAGUUGUCAACCAACUGAAGGUCAUUUUCUCACCGAUUUGACUGUCCAGAUUUCGUCUGUGGUACCUAUCAAACACGCUGUCAUUCUUGAUUCUUCGGCGAUAAUCCGUUUCUAUCAUUUGUUCGAUAACCUGAAAUUCACGAAUCUCAUUAUUACGCAAACUGUUUGGGAAGAUGUUAAAAAAUCAAGCCCAACAUCUUAUAAGUCAAUGUAUACAUUGUGUUACGAAAGUCCGGACAGGAGAACUUACGUAUUCAUGGAUGAUCUUCAUUCAGAAACUCAUCUUAACCAUGUCACAGGUGAAAGCGAAGAAGAUAGGUUAACCAAAUCGUUGGUAAUGUGUGCAAAGUUUUAUGAAAAUCAUUGGAAACAGUUUUCUAUAAUUCCGAUAAUCAUAUGUGGUACUGUUGUGAGCAAGGAUCGGUUAAAAAAGGAAUUUGAAAACGUUUUCACUUUACAGGAGUAUAUUGAAGGUAUGAAAGAUAAUGCUGAUUUGCUCAAUAAACUGGCUGCUUACAGUGCAGAGAGUGAGGAUCGAACACGGAUUUUGUUUCCAGAGUAUUUGGCUCAUGACAUAAUACAAAAUGGGAUUCGAAGUGGAAAAUUUAAGAAAGCAACAUUUCAAGUGUCGCGCGAAAAUUACAUGGAAGCACAUGUUCAUAUUGAUGAGGGGAGCACGUGGUUUAUUCAGGGACGCAUUAAUAUGAAUCGUGCUGUGAACGGCGAUACCGUUGCUGUGGAACUGUUACCGGAAUCCGAGUGGACUUGCCCACAGAAAGUUAUUCGAUUACGAGAUGUGGAAGAAAUUGAAAUGAAAGAUGCGGUCGAUAAAGAAGAUGACAAAGAUGAGGAAGAAAUCGAGCCAAAAAGGCUGCGAAUGGAGGAAAAGAUUCCAUCUGCUAGAGUAGUUGGAAUUGUUAAACGAAAUUGGCGUCAGUAUUGUGGGAUGAUUCUGCAAUCUGCUGUGAAAGAUUCAACACGCGUAUUGUUUGCUGCGGCAGAACGACUUAUACCUCGUAUACGAAUUGAAACGCGUCAGACUGAACGUUUAAGAGGAAAGCGGAUUAUUGUUGCUAUUGAUAGUUGGCCUAGGGAUUCACGUUAUCCAAUUGGACAUUAUGUAAGAAGUAUUGGCGUAGCAGGCGAUCGAGAAACGGAGAAUGAAGUACUGUUGUUAGAGCACGACGUACCACAUGGACCAUUUUCGGAUGCAGUUUACGCAUGUUUACCUGAGAUUCCUUGGUGUGCACCUAACGAAAAUCAUCGAAAAGAUCUUCGUUCAUUGACAAUAUGUUCGGUUGAUCCUCCCGGUUGUACUGAUAUCGAUGAUGCUUUUCAUUCAUUAUUUCCGGUUGGUGUUCAUAUUGCGGAUGUUUCGCAUUUUGUUAGGCCGGGCACAGCAAUAGACGCAGAAGCAGCUCAUCGAGGAACGACUGUCUAUCUUUGUGACAAGCGUAUUGAUAUGUUGCCGGAGCUGCUUUCAAGUGAUUUAUGUUCGCUUCGCAAAAAUGUCGAUCGUCUUGCAUUUUCUGUGAUUUGGGUAUUGACCUCUGAUGCUGAUAUUAUUGAUAUCAAGUUUUAUAAAUCUCUUAUACGUUCUAGUGCUGCACUUACUUAUGAAGAAGCUCAAAAUAAGAUCGAUGAUCUUUCUCUGUCAGAUUCUGUCACUAUGGGAUUGCGAACAUUAUUGGCACUAUCAAAGAAGCUAAAGGCAAAACGUCAUGCUAACGGUGCUUUAGCCUUGGCCUCUUCUGAAAUUAGAUUUAACAUAGAUUCCGAAACUAAAGACCCUAUCAAUGUGGAGGAGAAAAAAGUGCUAGCAACGAACAGCAUGGUUGAAGAAUUUAUGUUGCUUGCAAAUAUCUCAGUUGCAGAACGCAUAACGGUGGAUUUUCCAGAUUGUGCUUUGCUUCGGCGACAUCCAAUUCCACCAGAAGAAAAUUAUAAGCCAGUGAUUGAUAUGGCAAAAGCAAAAGGCUUUAAAAUGAACGUUGAAAGUGGAAAAGCGCUUUCGGAAAGUUUGGAUAAAGCCAUGGAUCCGAGUAAUACAAUGUUGAAUACACUUUUCCGAAUGUUAACCACACGUUGUAUGACUCAAGCUGUGUAUUUUUGUUCAGGAUCGUUGCCAAUCGAGCAGUAUGUUCAUUUUGGACUUGCUGCUCCAAUUUAUACCCAUUUCACAUCACCAAUUCGAAGAUAUGCAGAUAUAAUGGUUCAUCGACUGCUUUCUGCUUCAAUUUGUGCUGAUUCUACUUUUCCCGAAAUGUUGAAAGGUGACUUGGUCACCAAAAUUGCCAACAACCUCAAUUAUAGACAUAAGCAAGCACAGUAUGCGGGUAGGGCAUCGGUUUUGCUGAAUACAUUGUUUUACUUCAAAGGUCGCACUGAAUUGCAUGAUGGUUUUGUGAUGGGAAUCCGGAAAAACGGCAUUCAGGUAUUUGUACCAGCUUAUGGCUUUGAAUCAAUCGUUGUUUUUCCGAGCGGAUCAAAUUAUCAAGUAACAGACGACUCGUUAGUAGCGGAAGGUGUAGAAAUACGAAAUUUCCAACGCGUCACAGUGAAGCUCUCGCUAGAUAAGACUGAUGUCCAACAUACUCGCCUGGACAUGAAGUUGAUUUCGCCGAAAAUUCCUGGAUUCAGCGUUGAUUAUAUCCUUUCCGCUCCGGAAGAGUGA
Molecule: messenger RNA, 3456 nt
Organism: Acanthocheilonema viteae
Lineage: Eukaryota; Metazoa; Nematoda; Chromadorea; Rhabditida; Onchocercidae
Source: the annotation of a GenBank genome assembly